Molecule: messenger RNA, 1951 nt
Organism: Myxocyprinus asiaticus (Chinese sucker)
Lineage: Eukaryota; Metazoa; Chordata; Actinopteri; Cypriniformes; Catostomidae
Product: non-POU domain-containing octamer-binding protein-like
Exons: 10
Coding region: 130-1458 (442 amino acids)
Biological process (GO): regulation of DNA-templated transcription
Cellular component (GO): nucleus
Molecular function (GO): RNA binding
Source: RefSeq, a predicted model, not a curated record
GAAAAGCCAUCCCCAGCCAAUGAGCGGUUAGGGCAGGCAGCACGUUGAGGUGUAAGGCGUCCCUCCCCUUUUCUCUUUGUGAUCAACGUUGCGCGUGUUGCUGGAUCGGAUUAAACACUCUUAUUAAAGAUGCAGGGAAACCGAGGACCACGGCCAGAGCAGCAGAACCAUGGCCCUCCCCGCAUGCAGCCCAACCCCCAGCAGGAACAACAGGGGAAGCCGUCAGGAGCCGACAGCAAUGGCCAGCAUACUGAUGCUGGAGACCAGAGUAGCCCAAAUGCUGCUUUCACUAUAGACCUGCAGAACUUCAGGAAGCCAGGAGAGAAGACCUACACUCAGAGGAGCAGACUGUUUGUGGGGAACCUGCCUGCGGGAACCACAGAAGAUGAUGUGGAGAAGCUCUUCUCCAAAUAUGGAAAACCUUCUGAGAUCUUCAUCAACAAGGACAGGGGAUUUGGCUUCAUCAGGCUGGAAACGAAGACGCUUGCAGACAUUGCAAAGGCAGAACUGGAUGACACGCUUUUCCGUGGCCGCCAGAUUCGUGUGCGUUUUGCCACACACGGCGCUGCACUGACGGUUAAGAACCUGCCACAGUUUGUGUCGAAUGAGCUCCUGGAGGAGGCCUUCUCCAUGUUCGGCCCGAUCGAACGGGCCAUUGUCAUUGUCGAUGAUCGCGGCAGGCCCAUUGGAAAGGGCAUUGUGGAAUUUGCCAAUAAACCAUCUGCCAGGAAAGCUCUUGACCGGUGUGCCGACGGAGCCUUUCUUCUCACCACAUUCCCCAGGCCUAUUACUGUUGAGCCAAUGGAGCAGCUGGAUGAGGAUGAGGGGCUUCCUGAGAAGCUUAUUAACAAAAACCCACUAUUCCACAAGGAGCGUGAGCAGCCACCCCGCUUUGCCCAGCCAGGCUCAUUUGAGUACGAGUACGCGAUGCGCUGGAAGGCUCUGAUGGAGAUGGAGAAGCAGCAGUACGAGCAGGUGGACCGGAACAUCAAAGAGGCUCAAGAGAAACUGGAGGCCGAAAUGGAAGCAGCGCGACACGAGCACCAAGUCAUGCUGAUGAGACAAGACCUCCUGCGCAGGCAGGAGGAGUUGAGGAGAAUGGAGGAGGCUCACAGCCAGGAGGUGCAGAAACGGAAGCAGAUGGAGCAACGUCAAGAGGAGGAGCGACGGAGGAGAGAGGAGGAGCUCCGUGUCCACAGUGAGGACAUGAUGAGGCGGCAGCAGGGGCAGGGAGGCAACUUCUCUGAGAAGAGAGAUCCAGACAUGAGGAUGCAUAUGGGAGGUCAAGGAAUGUCCAUGAACAGGAACCCAAUGGGUGGAAAUCCCACAGCAGCAGGUGCUGCCAGCUUGGCUUCCAACGAGCAGGGGUCUGCCAGUAAUCCAGGUGGUCUGCCACUUCCCUUUCCUCGUCCCGGACCUGCUAUCGAUUUUGGCACCAACAAACGCCGCAGAUUCUGAGACCACCGGCCAAACAUCUUUUCUUUCUUUUUUUUUUUACACACUGGAAGAUAUUUUUAAGUGCAGACUGUGCUUUUGUAGAGCCUGUGUAUGCAUUUCACAAAUGGGAUUUGUGUGGGCAAAAUAUGUUUUAAACUUAGCUUGACAUGAGUUUUAAGUUACUCCCUAAGAUUUCCCAUCCCCAGGAGACUUGAGGGACUGUUUCCAGGCAUUCAUCAAGUCCAGUUCUGGUAUAAUUGACCGUCUAGCUAAUGAUUCCUUACUACUAAGUGUUUCCACCUCAGGACGAGGGUUUAUCUGUGCAGGAAACAGCCCCAGGGUGGACAUUCAGCUUUGUAUAGUCCUAUUUUCUCCAUUUUAUUUUCUUCUGUUUUGUAUUUCACCCAGCAGUGACCUUCUCUAUUGUAGAAAUUAGCUUUUCUCUGUCUUGUCCUCUGAAAUGCCUGAAUUUCUAGGCAACUUUAAAUAAAUUCAUAACUACAUGUUACACACA